AUUUUAAAUAAUUUCCAGAUAUUUGACAGUCAAAUGCCAUCAAACAAAACACUUUCCUCUCAAAAAUGCUCUUCUUUGCCAACUAAGGAAGCUCCAACAGUUGUACGAACAUCCGGUCCUUUUGCUACUAUUUACCUUCGAAUAGAUGGGCAACAACAACAAUUUUUUAAUAAAAAAUGUGGAACUUCCUGCACAUCUAUUGGUUUCACUAUUGUUUACAAAACAAUUGAAUUGCCAACUGGUUGUGGAGGCAAAAUACAAGCAGAAGAAUCUUCCUCAUUACUUCAAUCACCCAAUUAUCCACAUAUUUAUUUUCCUAAUUUGGAUUGUCUUUGGAUUAUACAACCAAAAAUUAUAUCAAAUAAUAAUACAGAGGAUAAUGAUGAAAAUAAUAAAUUAAUAAAUAAUAAUGAGGGGAAUGAUGGGGAUCCUUAUUUGGUAGAUCAAAAAGUGGAGAUUUUCUUUAAACAUUUUGAUGUGCCUACAACUGUUACUCAGUAUUCAAAUCCCCUCCUUCGCCAUGUAACAAUAAAUUCUUGUGUUGGAGAUUCUCUACAAAUAGUUGAGAAAGAAUUAACUUAUUGCAAUAUGCAAAAACCUUCACUCAAUUUGCCUAUUGUAGCUCCUUAUCUUUCUUUAAAAUUCCACUCUGAUUCUUCAAUUGGUGGAUCUGGAUUUUCUAUACGUUAUCGUUCUGUUUGUCAAAAAGAUUUUACUUUACCAAACGGCACAAUAUCUCCACCAAACUAUCCCGGCCCAUCAUCCCAACCCUUUAAAUGUACUUACAGAAUUAUUGCAAAGCCAAGUCAGGCUAUUCGUUUACGUUUUGACAAAAUUGGAUUUACUACAAGUUUUGGUUCUUGUUUCUACAAUUCUCGUCAAAAUAACCCACAAAUUCAAGAUUAUGUUGAACUUUCUGGAGGCCAUUCAUCUAAUGAAGUGGCGAAUAAACGUUAUAUUUGUCCUCGUUACCCUUUUGUGGCGCCAGGAGGAGAAAUUGUGACUAGUGGAAUAAGACCUUUCUCUAUUACAUAUAGUACAAGUGGUUCUCCAACAAAUAAGGGUUUCCUCUUCUAUUAUGAAACAUUUAACGUUGGUUGUGGUGGUGUUUUUACAAUAAAUGAAAACGGAGAACAAAAAAUAACAAUAACUAGUCCAAACUAUCCAGAACCUUAUAUUCCAUUUAUGUAUUGUGUUUAUUUCCUUCGAGUACCAAUUGGAAAAGCUGUCCGACUUAGUUUUGAUGUUUUUGAUAUAGAAAAUGUUGCCCAUAGGGAUGAUUGCGAUUUUGAUAAUGUUAGGGUUUUUGAUACUUAUACUGAUGAUAAUGAAUAUGGACAGUUACUUGGAAAAUUCUGUGGAAAAUCCUUACCACCUCCAUUAAUUUCCAAUUCUGGGCAAAUGGCUGUUGUCUUCAUUAGUGAUCGUUCUGUGAGCGGUUCUGGUUUCUCAGCAAAAUUCCAAGCAAUUGAUUUGACUUCACAUUGUGACAGAACAUUUACAGAAUCCUCGGGGGAAUUUGUUUUUGAUUUUAGAAAUUUUGAGCAAAAUGAAUAUUGCAAUUAUAAAAUUCAAAUUUCUUCAAAUCGCCGUAUUCUUUUAAAUAUUUUAAAUAUUUCUUCUCCUUGUGAUUAUGGAACUUUAAUGGUUCGAAAUGGCCCUUCAGAAUCCUCUCCAGGAUUUGCUGGACUUUAUGGAGAUUCUGAAAUUUGCAAUGAGAAUCCAAUAAAGCAAUUAAUCUCUCAAGGAAAUCGCCUUUUCCUUCGUUUUCGUUCAAUAACUAAUAAAGCAAUUCGGUUUGAAGUAAAAUAUGAGCAAUAUGAAGCUGGCUGUGGUGGUCACAUAACAGGAUUUAGUGGAGCUAUUUCAACACCCCAAUAUCCCUAUAAAGAUUCUCAUUCACUCCGUUGUGAAUGGUUGUUAGCUGUACCCUCAGGAAAUAAAAUUCAAUUCCAAAUAAUUAAAUUAGACAAUCUAGACUCUGAAGAUUCUGACGGGAAUUGUUCCCCUUUUAGUCGAAAUUUAUUGGAACUUUAUGAUAUAAAAUAUGGAGGGGAAAAUAGUAAAAAUGAACAUUUAAUUGAGCGUUAUUGUAAACAAGAAACAACAAAUCCAUUACCGAUAAUCUCUUCUAGUAAUUCUUUAAAUGUUAAAUUCUCCCAACAUGGGGGUUCUCAUCAUUCGCCCAUUUUUGGAUUUUUAGCUGAAUUUUCUACUGUUUGUACUGAUAUUGUGUUGGAAGGAUUACAUGGAACAUUACAAUCACCUGGAUAUCCACAACGAGUACUCCUACCUAGAAAUUGCAAAUGGAAAAUCCAAACUCCUUCUGGCAGUCGAAUCCAAUUGCAAUUCCACUUAUUUAGAAUUACAGACACUGGAAAUAAUUUGGUGAAAUUUAUGAGAACUAGUCCAGCCUUUUGUGCUAAGAAUUAUUUGAAGGUUUUAUUAAUUAUUUUUAAUAAUUAUCAAAUAAAAAAUCAGAUAUUUUCAAAUGAAAUUAAACAAAUUAUUUGGAUAAAAAAUGGAAAAACAAUGAAAAGUAACGAUUCGACAAAAAUUCCCGAAAGUUUAUGUCUUGGAAUUGCUGAACCAAUGGAAAUUAUUUCAAAACAAAAUAAAUUAAAUUUAGAAUUUUAUUCGAGAAAUGAACCAGAAAAUCAUUUUUGGCUUAGUUGGAAUACUAUUGGUUGUGGUGGUGUUAUUACACAAAAUAAUUCUCGAUUAAUAGCCAAUGCUUCAGAAGGGGCUGAUUUCGUGGGGGAGGAUCCUUAUCGAAAAUGUAUUUGGUAUAUUAAGCCACCAAUUGGCUAUAGCAUUCAAGUAAUGAUUGAAAGGAUGCAGACAGAGCCAGUACCUGCUGGACAAAAAUGUUUUGAAGUUCAGCCGGCUGGCUUUACCGGUGGUGAAAAGACUCGUUUGAGGGAUGGUGUUCAGUUUUACGCUGUUGACAGUCAAUUUGCUUUUGAAAGGUUAUCUGGAGGAAAUGAAGAAGAUUUGCCUUUAAAAGCAUUUUGUGGAAAAUUAAAAAAUGUUAGCUUUAAUUGGGGAGGAAAUUCAGCUUCUGCUGGAGGGUUAGCAAUUGUAUUUAGUUAUCAUACAGACACAACAGAAUUAUUAACUGAUACAUUAAUUGGGGCUGCAAUUUUUGGUGAUGGAACAUUUGCUCCAGUCGAUGAUCAAAUUGUUUUUUCUGCAAAAAUUAAUUUUUGGCCUAUUUCCACAGAAGGAAAUGGAGGAGUUAUUUUUGUUGAUCCACAUUCUGAUUCAUUUAUUCAAUCACCAAACUAUCCAAAGCCUUAUCCAAGAAGCAUUGAGGCAAAAAAUAAAUUUAAAAGAAUUAUUUAA
Molecule: messenger RNA, 3345 nt
Organism: Meloidogyne enterolobii
Lineage: Eukaryota; Metazoa; Nematoda; Chromadorea; Rhabditida; Meloidogynidae
Source: the annotation of a GenBank genome assembly